AUGGCCCAGCUUUUGAAGCCUGCCCAGAGAGGGUUACGGGGUGUAAUGGCACAGCUGACCCACAGUCAGCAGACCCCAGUGGAUGGAUGCAUCCACCGUGCAGCCGGACCUCUGCUGAAAGAAGAAUGCCGGACACUGAAUGGUUGCGAGACUGGAAAAGCGAAAAUCACCUGUGGGUACCGUCUCCCAGCUAGAUUUGUGAUUCACACAGUGGGGCCCAUCGCCCAGGGCCAGCCCAGUUCCUCGCAGGAGACCGAACUCGGCGACUGCUACAAGAACAGCUUGAAACUCGCCUUGGAAAACAAGCUGCAAACAGUGGCCUUCCCCUGUAUUUCCACCGGGGUGUUUGGCUACCCGAAUGACGAUGCUGCGGAGGUUGUUCUCAACACAUUACACAGUUGGCUAGAAGGCAACAAGGACAAGGUCGAGCGGCUGAUCGUCUGUGUUUUCCUGGAAAAGGACGAUGAAAUUUAUAAGGAGAAGCUGCCCAAGUUUUUUCCCAUCGGUGGUGAAAGGACAAUCAAUGGCUUUCUGGGAGCCUUCCUCACCCUUCCUCUCAUUUCCAGCCUGACCCCCCGCUUCCCAUGCGCCGAAGGCGCAGAUCCCGCUGAGGAACCUCCGUCCUCAAAGCUCUGAAGUGGCUCCCCUGCAAAUCCCGCUGCUUCUCUGCAGGAGGAGACGCCGGAUCUUUUCCAAGGGGGGAAAGCUAGGAGAAAACAGCCCCCCCCCCUCUUCUUCUUCUUCCCCAGGCGCGAUCGGCCGCAAUGCCGGAAUAAAAAUGAAAAGAGGA
Messenger RNA from Notechis scutatus (mainland tiger snake), 790 nucleotides. The record is from RefSeq and is a predicted model, not a curated record. NCBI's taxonomy places the organism in Eukaryota, Metazoa, Chordata, Lepidosauria, Squamata, Elapidae.